CCUCUGUUGCUCAUUUGACUCUGUCAUUCUUCCUCUCUUUUCUCUCCCCCUCUCACUCUUUCCCUCAGUUUCCAGCCUUCCCAUCUGUUUGUGAUUUAGGCACAGGCUCAGGGGAGAGGCAAGUCCGCUAGGGGAGAGGAGUCAGGGCAGGGAGGGAGGGAGAGAAAGGGAGGAAGUCCACACAAGUUUGUUUUACAGGACUCAGCUCAGGCUGGGACUACAGGCGCAGCUGCAUCUGGAGGUCGGAGCAGCAGGAAAGUGAAGCCAACGGGUGCAGCCGAACAAGAGGAGCUGCCCAGAGGCUUUCCUACGGCCAGGACAAAGACAGAAACAGAGACAGAAAGGGGGGAUCAGUGCUCCACUGGGCAAAAACACAAAUAUGGCUGCUAAAUCUCUGUCCUGCCUUUGCCUUCUCUGCAUCCUCAUAGUGACGGCCUAUCCAACUUCUGCCGCCAGGCUUGGGGAACAGCAACAGUCGGUGUUGACAGUGUGUGCGAAGGGAUUUUUCCUCAGUGAGCAAAACAUAUGCUUACCAUGUAACUGUAAAGGCCACGCUGACUCAUGUGAAGACAUCACCGGCGUUUGUAUAAAUUGCAGGGAGCACAGUACAGGUGAUUUCUGUGAAAUGUGUGAAGAUGGUUACAUGCUGGCUCCCAGCAUGGACCGACGCCACACCUGCAGACCUUGCGCCUGCCCCCUCUCAGUCCCCUCCAACAACUUUGCAGAGCGCUGUGACAAAGGAGGUGCCAUUCUGAGGUGCAAGUGCCAAGAAGGCUAUGCUGGACAUCUUUGUGAGAGGUGUGCCCCGGGUUACUAUGGCAACCCCAUGGCGAUCGGUAAUUCUUGUAAGAGGUGCGACUGCAAUGGCAACUCCGACCCCAACCUGAUCUUCAAUGAGUGCCACAACGUGACGGGUGACUGCCAGCACUGCUGGGGAAACACCGCCGGUGCCAACUGUGAGAGGUGCGCCCCAGGUUUCUAUGGCGACGCCAUCAGUGCCAAGAACUGCAGAGAGUGCGUGUGCAAUAAAUGUGGCACCUCUUCAUGUGACGACAGGACAGGAGUGUGUCACUGCAAACCAGGUGUCACUGGACGACUCUGCGACCGGUGUGAGGAGGGCUACUCUGGUUUCUCCAGCUGUCAGGGUUGUCGGAGGUGUGAAUGCGGGCCAGCUUCCAUUCGCUCCACCUGCCAUCCUCUCACCCUCAGCUGCCCGUGCCGCCCGGGCGCCGGUGGGCGUUACUGUGAGCGCUGCCUCCCAGGUUACUGGGACUACAGCCUGUCCGGCUGCCAGAAGUGCGACUGUGAGAGCGGCCACUGUGAUAUGCAUACAGGAGAGUGCCUGUCAGAAGCUGCAACAGUCAACCUGUGCAACAUCAGUUGUGAUGAGUGCAUUUGGCAUCUGAUUGGGGACUUGCGUCUGUCCAAUAAAACACUUGACCAGCUGAAAGUUGGAGUGUUGAAUAUCUCCACUGGAGCUGCUGCUAACGACAGGCUCAAAUACUACAACUACACAGCACAUCGACUGCAGACUCAGUUUCAAGGCUGGAGGAACAAGUCAUCUGCAAUGAAGGCGCAGACUGGGGAGCUGGAGGAGGCCACAGAGUCUGUGGUUUUAGACAUCAAACAGCUGGGAGAAUCGGAGAGCGUGGUGAUGACUUUGGGGAACAGGCUGGAUAACGCCACUCUAGAGACCUUAACCCUGGCUGAGCAGCUCAGCACAAACCUCACUGAUCUCAACAUUCGCAUCGAAGAGAUGAUCCAUGAUUGGGAGCUGUACAGUGUUCAGCAGGAUGUGGACCCAGAGGUGGUCAGACGCAACACAGAGGUGGCCCAGGGAAUGGUGACCUGGAUGAAGGAACUGAACCUGUCUCCACGAGAGCCCGUCGCCACUGACGAGUCCACUGAGGCCCAUGACUUGCUAAGGCAAAUCCGUCAGUUGGAGAAAAAGCUGAUGAUCACAGAAGGUCGACUCCUACCUGUCAGGGAGGUUCUGUCCCGUUUUUCCUCCAAGCUGUCAGACGCUCAGGGCUUUCUCCAGAAAGCAGCCGGCACUGUGCAGGAGGACAUGAACAGAGCAAACGUCCUCAAAUUCCAUAGGAAUGAGGCAAAGCAGCAGAUGCUGACAGAGGACCACACUGCCGUCAAUGACACACUGGAAGAGUCCAGAGGCUUAAUCUCUGACACAGAGAGGACUGUGGCUGAGGUGGACGCUAUGGUGCAGAAUGUGACCGAGUACCAUGCAGCGAUCGAUGGCGCCAGCCAGAAGCUGACAGAGAAGACGGAGCGUCUGUCGCUGGCUAACAGAGAUUUGGUCCAGAGGGCCGACGAGCAUGCCGAGGAGCUGGAGAAACAGGCCAAUGAACUGGAGGAGGAUCUGAGAGCCAGCGAUGCCAACGGCUUUGUGCAGAGAGCCAUAAGUGCUGUCAACGUCUACAACAACAUAGUGAAAUACAUUGAAGAUGCAAAUAUCACCUCGCUCACCACCCUCAACUUAUCCCAAAGAGCUGAAGAUGCUAUCAUUGGGAUCAACACACAGCUUGGAAACCUGGUAACGCAGAGUGACAAUGUUUUCAAGGAAUCUGUUUCAUUACACUCAGAACAAUUUGAGGUUGAAACUGAGGUGGUAGACAAACUAAAAUACAUCGAGGAGACCAAAGAGACCAUGGAUAAAAACACCAAAAAACUUGCAGAAAUUGUGCAGGAUAUAAGUGGAAUUCAAACAGACAGGACACCACAGCGUCUGGAGUUCACCCUGAAGGUGGCAGAAGGGACUCUCAACCGCUCAGCAGAGGUCCUUCAAACUGUUAUGCCCAUAAGCAGCAAAGUUGAGGAAUGGGCCAACAACAUGAAAAACAACGAAUACUCCACAGCUGCCUAUGAAGAGGUCGUUUCCUCCGCCGGAGAAGCCGUGGAGAACUUGAAUAUGCUCGUUCCUGAGCUGCUGGACAAGCUGAAGGUGGUUGAGGAGAAGAAGCCUGUCAACAACGUAACCACCAACAUCAUGAGGAUCAGAGAGCUCAUAGCUCAGGCAAGGAGCGUGGCCAAGAAAGUCCAAGUGUCCAUGAAGUUCAACGGCCAGUCUUCGGUGGAGGUGCACCCUCACAGUAACCUGGAAGAACUGAAGACAGUGACAUCCAUUAGCUUGUUCAUGAGAGUGGACCCUGACAAGGAUCCCAUUGAGGACCGUUUCAUCUUUUACCUGGGAGACAGAAAUGGUAGGAAAGACUACAUGGGUCUGGCUAUCAAGAACGACAACCUGGUGUACGUGUACAACCUCGGGGGCGAAGAUGUUGAGAUCCCGCUGGGUUCAAAGCCUGUCAGCCAGUGGCCUGCCGUCUUCAACUACAUCAAAGUAGAGAGACUCGGCAGACAUGGAAAAGUCUUCCUGACAAUCCCCAGUCAGAGCUCCACAGACGAGCAGAAGUUCAUCCAGAAGGGCGAGGCUCCAGGCACUGACUCCAUAUUUGACAUUGACCCCAAGGAUAUAGUGUUCUUUGUCGGUGGAGUCCCACCAGAUGUUAGGCUUCCACCCCCUCUGAGUCUUGCUCCUUUUGUGGGCUGCAUAGAGUUGGGCUCGCUCAACAAUGACGUGAUCAGUCUGUACAAUUUCAAGGAGACUCACAAAGUGGAUGUGGUUACAUCAUCACCGUGCUCCAGGUACAAGUUGGCAUUCUCGCAGAGUCGCAUCGCCAGCUACCUGUUUGAUGGAACAGGUUACGCUCUCAUCAAUAAUAUUGAGAGGAGGGGCAAAUUCGGCGUUGUCACAAGAUUUGAUAUUGCAGUUCGAACAGUUGCAAAUAAUGGAGUCAUUUUUCUUAUGGUCAAUGCAGAGAAAUUCUUCCUUUUGGAAUUUAAGAAUGGCUUCCUGCGGCUAGUGUAUGACUUUGGCUUCACCGAUGGGCCAAAACGUUUGGAAAACUUAACAAAGCUGCAAAUAAAUGACGCUCGAUACCAUGAGGUGUCGGUCAUCUACCACCAGUCAAAGAAGGUAAUCUUGCUAGUGGACAAAAGCCAUGUUAAAUCUGUGGAGAAUCCGAAAACCACUCUUCCCUUCUCAGACAUCUACAUCGGUGGGGCUCCGUCAAGCAUUCUAAAAUCCAGGCCAGAGCUGUCUGCCGUGGUCGGCCUGAAAGGCUGUGUGAAAGGUUUCCAGUUCCAGAAAAAAGACUUCAACCUGCUGGAGGAGCCUGGCACCAUUGGCAUCAGCAGCGGCUGCCCUGAGGAGUCCUUUAUGUCCCACAAGGCCUAUUUCACUGGAGAGAGCUACCUUGGAUCCACAGCAAAGAUUUCACCCUUCGACAGCUUUGAGGGAGGACUCAACUUUAGAACAGUCCUGCCCAGUGGACUUCUGUUCUACCACAGUGAAGGGUCUGAUGAGUUCAGCAUCUCCCUGGAGAACGGAGCAGUGGUGCUGAACACCAGAGGCACAAGAGUCAAAUCACACAAGAAACAAUACGGUGAUGGAAGGACGCACUUCUUAGUGGCCUCAGUCAACAAUCAGAAGUAUUCUCUGUUGGUGGAUGACAAAGACAAGCAGGAGAAGAAACGUCCAUCAUCAGCCACAAGGUCCUCAACAGGCUCUGCUAUAAAGACCUUCUACUACGGAGGGUCUCCGAGCAGCAGCUUCAAGAACUUCACAGGCUGCAUCAGCUAUGCCUACGUCAACAGACAAGAUCGUGACAUUGAGCCUGAGGACUUUCAGAAGUACACAGAGAAGGUGAAGACCUCCCUGCAGGACUGUCCAGUCCAUCGCCCCCCUGCCGCUCUGCUGUCAAGGCACAGGAAUAACACCUCCAGAGCCAAACAUGGCGAGUUACAGAAGGUUACCAGGGAUAAGUCUAACCUCCCUCUUGGCCUGAUGGAACUGACAAGUGAUAGCCAGGAGCCACCAGAGCUGAACACUGAGCCCUGCUACCUCUCCUCAAGUCCCAGAGCAUCCCAACAAGCCUUCCACUAUGGUGGCAUCGCCAACAGCAGACAGCACUACAUAGAUCUCCCAGACUCCCUUUCAGAGAGGUCCCACUUCUCCUUGUCCCUGAAGACCUACUCAUCCUUUGGUCUCAUCUUUUAUGUAUCUGAUGUCCAAGAGGACAAUUUCAUGGCUCUCUUCCUGGCCCAUGGGAAGCUGGUAUACACCUUCAACGUAGCAGAGCAGAGAGUCAAAAUCAAGAGUGAUGACAAAUACAAUGAUGGUGCAUGGCACAAUGUUAUUUUUAUCCGUGAUGGGAGUGUGGGUCGAUUAAUAAUUGAUGGGCUCACAGUGCUGGAGGACAGCGCUCAGGGAAGCGACGUCUCCUGGCAUAUCAGCAGUCCCCUCUAUGUUGGAGGAGUUCCUCCUGAGAGAGCCCAGAAGAAUAUUCAGAGAAACUCUGCAUACAGCUUUACCGGCUGUUUAAAGAACCUUCAGCUCGAUGGAAGGUUGUUGUCCUCUGUGACAGACACGUUUGGGGUCACUCCUUGCUUUGACGGACUCUCUGAGGCGGGAACAUUCUUCUCAGAGGAAGGAGGAUACAUCGUGCUGGAUGAAUCUUUUAACCUGGGGCUGAAGUUUGAGCUGGUGAUGGAGGUGCGCCCCCGUGUGGCAUCUGGGGUGCUAAUGCAUGUGCGCACAGCAGAGGGAUAUGUAACCAUGUACACUCACCAAGGAGCAGUCGUGGUUCUUGUAAACGAUGGAACCAAUGAGUUCUUCACCGAAGUGCCUCCAAGACAGGGUCUGUGUGCUGGCAACUGGCACAGAAUUACUGUGAUCCGAGAUGCCAACGUCGUCCAGCUGGAUGUGGACUCUGAGGUCAACCACGUGGUGGGAGCUCUGAAUGCCAACUCCACAGAUGAGAGAAAGCCGGUGUUCAUUGGUGGAGCCCCAGAUCUUUUCCUCCCAGAGAGCCUUCCCACCAGAAAGGCCUAUGUUGGCUGUAUGAGGAACCUGACCAUCAAUAACAGCCCAGUGAGCUUCAGCAAAGCUGUCUUGGUCAGUGGAGCUGUCAGUGUCGGAACCUGCCCAGCAGCAUAACACUCAACUCUCAACGCUACAACUAUCCCCAAUACAGCAAUGACCGAACACAUUUUAAAUGCUCCUUUCUGUUAAAAAAAAUAACCAUUAAAACAAGUGUUGUCAUUCAUUUCACUCUGUCAGAUUUUUAUUAUUGUUUCUGUCAUUAACUUGUCUUUACAAUUGUCCCAAGCCAUGACCAAAUUUAACAACAUAAGAAUAACCCUGAAAGGAAACACACAGUGAAAGUCUAUCAUUAGUAAGAUCAGGAUUAGAACCAUCCCGAGGGAUCGUACGUGCAUCCAUGAUUUAGACUUUUAUUAUUUUUACAUUACAAAAGACACUAUUUGAUUUUAGUGUAUUUUAUGGUCCACCAACCAACUUUAAUAUUUCCAUGGCACAUUUUUUAUACAAGCUCAAAACCUUCUCUUUUUAAGUUUUAUGUCUGGUGAAUAAACGAUGUCUAACAUCCA
Messenger RNA from Scophthalmus maximus (turbot), 6465 nucleotides. RefSeq names its product laminin, alpha 4 (gene lama4). NCBI's taxonomy places the organism in Eukaryota, Metazoa, Chordata, Actinopteri, Pleuronectiformes, Scophthalmidae. Gene Ontology annotation, biological process: regulation of cell migration; regulation of cell adhesion; cell adhesion. The coding region runs from base 380 to 6013 and encodes 1877 amino acids. The transcript is spliced from 40 exons. Gene Ontology annotation, molecular function: signaling receptor binding. The record is from RefSeq and is a predicted model, not a curated record.